Baudoinia panamericana UAMH 10762 is the source of this 1128-nucleotide messenger RNA. RefSeq lists its product as uncharacterized. Bases 1 to 1128 code for a protein of 375 amino acids. The transcript is spliced from 5 exons. Gene Ontology annotation, cellular component: cytoplasm. Gene Ontology annotation, biological process: cytoplasmic translation. Lineage: Eukaryota; Fungi; Ascomycota; Dothideomycetes; Mycosphaerellales; Teratosphaeriaceae. The record is from RefSeq and is a predicted model, not a curated record. Gene Ontology annotation, molecular function: GTPase activity; GTP binding.
AUGGUGAACAUCACAGAGAAGAUCAAAGAAAUCGAAGAUGAAAUGAAAAGAACCCAGAAAAACAAGGCAACUGAGUACCACCUUGGCUUGUUAAAAGGAAAGCUCGCUCGACUACGCGCUCAACUGCUCGAACCCGGUCCUGGUGCUGGAGGACCAGGUGGUGCUGGCUUCGAUGUCUCAAAGUCCGGCGAUGCGCGAAUAGCGCUAGUUGGCUUCCCUUCGGUCGGCAAGUCGACGUUUCUGUCGAAAGUCACUAAAACCAAGUCGGAAGUGGCGGCUUAUUCAUUCACAACGCUUACCGCUAUUCCCGGUGUCCUCGAGUAUGGCGGCGCUGAAAUCCAAGUACUUGAUCUGCCUGGUAUCAUUGAGGGCGCAGCGGAAGGGAAAGGGCGUGGUCGCCAAGUAAUUUCUGCUGCGAAGACAUCCGAUAUGAUACUAAUGAUACUGGAUGCGACGAAGCGUGCAGAACAACGAGCAUUACUGGAAGCUGAGCUCGAAGCCGUUGGCAUCCGCCUCAAUCAGGACCCGCCGAACAUUUACCUAAAGCAGAAGAAGGCUGGCGGUAUGAAGAUCACUUUUCAGGCGCCGCCGAAGAACCUCGAUGAGAAGAUGCUCUACAAUAUUCUCCGCGACUACCGAAUGCUGAACUGUGAAGUUCUAGUGCGAGAUGAGAACGCCACCAUUGACCAAUUCAUUGACGUGAUAAUGAAGGACCACAGGACUUACAUCAAGUGUCUAUACGUAUACAACAAGGUCGACGCGAUCUCACUCGAACACCUCAAUACUCUAGCACAUGAGCCGAACACGGCAGUAAUGUCGUGCGAGAUGGACCUGGGCAUUCGGGACGUCGUCGAUCGAUGCUGGGAGGAGCUGCGCUUGAUGCGAGUCUACACCAAGCGGAAAGGCAUCGACCCGGACUUCCAAGAAGCUCUCAUAGUCCGGCACGACAGCACUAUCGAGGAUGUCUGUGAUGCAAUCCAUCGUACACUUAAGGACAGCUUUAAGUAUGCGCUGGUUUGGGGCGCUUCCGCGAGGCAUGUUCCGCAGAGGGUCGGCUUGAGCCACAUUGUCGCGGAUGAGGAUGUGGUGAGCAUAGUAGGCACUAAGAGUGGGUUGGCAGCAAAAUGA